AUGUCAAACUUCAUAUCUUCCCUGGCGGAAGAUCUGUCACAAAAUGUUCCCUUGACUUUCCGUGAAGCUGCAUCCGGUGUAUUAGGAUCAGUAUCCUUGACUUGUUGGAUUUUCCUUUUAGUCCCACAACUCAUCGAAAACUACCGAUUUGGCAGCGCAGAAGGCCUAUCAAUGGCCUUCCUUUUCGUCUGGUUCGUGGGCGACGUCACAAACCUCAUCGGUGGUCUCUGGGCACAACUCGUCCCCGUCGUUCUCGCGAUAGCAGUAUACUUUUGCAUCGCAGACGGUGUUCUAAUCUCCCAAUGCCUGUACUACAACAUGCGUAACGCGCGCCGCGAACAACGCCGUAAUAGCGUUGAAUCAACCCUCGACAGUCCCACGCCAACCACGCCACUACUCGGUCGACGAUUCAGCGACGAAUUGAGUAUACCCGGAUCCGGGCGACGACGGAGAUCGUCGGCAUCGCAGAGGGAUCUUCAGCAGCGUCGAGCUAGUCACCCAGACAGCACAUUGGCGAAGAUUGUCGAGGAGAGUGAGUCUGGCGCGAAGGCUUGGUUGAAGAAUGUUUUGAGUGUUGUUGCGAUUGCGGUUAUUGGUGCGGGUGGUUGGGCUAUUGCGUGGCAGAUGGGGGUUUGGAAGCCUACUCCUGCGAAUCAUGACGGGGAGGGGGCUCCUAUAGCACCUGGUGCACAAAUUUUGGGGUAUUUUAGUGCGAUUUGUUAUCUCGGAGCUCGUUUACCGCAGAUAUACAAGAACUACUCCGAAAAGUCAUGCGAGGGUCUCUCGUUGCUCUUCUUUGUUCUAUCUCUUAUGGGCAAUCUCACCUACGGAGCCGGAAUCCUCGCUCACUCGACAGAGAAAGAGUACGUUCUAAAAAAUUUGCCCUGGCUGAUCGGCUCUCUGGGCACGAUGGUGGAAGACAUCACUAUUUUCAUACAAUUCCGCAUCUAUGCACGACCAACCCUUGACUCGUGA
Molecule: messenger RNA, 975 nt
Organism: Talaromyces stipitatus ATCC 10500
Lineage: Eukaryota; Fungi; Ascomycota; Eurotiomycetes; Eurotiales; Trichocomaceae
Product: vacuolar membrane PQ loop repeat protein
Exons: 4
Coding region: 1-975 (324 amino acids)
Biological process (GO): basic amino acid transmembrane export from vacuole
Cellular component (GO): fungal-type vacuole membrane
Source: RefSeq, a predicted model, not a curated record